This is a messenger RNA of Acanthosepion pharaonis, 597 nucleotides long. The record is from the annotation of a GenBank genome assembly. NCBI's taxonomy places the organism in Eukaryota, Metazoa, Mollusca, Cephalopoda, Sepiida, Sepiidae.
AUGAAUGGUAGCCAAACUAUUUAUGAGAUCAGAGAAUCUUUUGAUUGUCAAAGGAUUUUAUUCCUUAUUCCUUUUGUCUCUGAUUUCUUUCUCUGUUCCUUCUUUUUCAUGUUUUUCUUUCAUUCCUUAAUCUUCUUGUCUUUCAUUUCUUUCUCUGUCCCUUAUCUAGGCUGUUUUUCAUUCCUUAUUCUUUUUUAUCUUUCAUUCCUUUCUCUAUUUGUUCUUUGCCCUAGUUUUCUCUGCUUAUUCUUUUUUUAUCUUUCAUUCCUUUCUCUAUUUCUUCUUUGCCCUAGUUUUCUCUGCUUAUUCUUUUUUUAUCUUUCAUUCCUUUCUCUAUUUCUUCUUUGCCCUAGUUUUCUCUGCUUAUUCUUUUUUUAUCUUUCAUUCCUUUCUCUAUUUCUUCUUUGCCCUAGUUUUCUCUGCUUAUUCUUUUUUUUAUCUUUCAUUCCUUUCUCUAUUUCUUCUUUGCCUAGUUUUUCUCUGCUUAUUCUUUUUUUUUAUCUUUCAUUCCUUUCUCUAUUUCUUCUUUGCCCUAGUUUUCUCUGCUUAUUCUUUUUUUUAUCUUUCAUUCCUUUCUCUAUUUCUUCUUUGCCCUAG